Molecule: messenger RNA, 2392 nt
Organism: Aspergillus saccharolyticus JOP 1030-1
Lineage: Eukaryota; Fungi; Ascomycota; Eurotiomycetes; Eurotiales; Aspergillaceae
Product: putative G-patch domain protein
Exons: 2
Coding region: 430-2337 (635 amino acids)
Cellular component (GO): nucleus
Molecular function (GO): RNA binding
Source: RefSeq, a predicted model, not a curated record
CACCAUCGCCUUUUUGUCAGCUCAAGUCACAGUAAUGCUUGUUUGAACCCACGCUUCACAUGGCUGGUAAAAGAACUCGAGCCGCUUUUGAGGCCGAUCUACAGGCGCAACAAUCACCCUACGCUCUUUACGGGACCCCUCUUCCUCCUCUGGAUGCUAGUGUCCGUGAUGAUGGCUCCUACGCACCUAUCUGGAAGCAAGAAGUGACAGAUGACCGGGGAAGAAAGCGCCUACAUGGCGCCUUCACCGGUGGAUUCAGUGCCGGGUGAGCUCACGAUUUAUGGAUCGCUGUGGACAGCACACUAAAGGUCAUCCCUCUGCAGGUACUUCAACACUGUCGGGUCGAAGGAGGGAUGGACCCCUGCAACGUUUGUCUCAUCACGCCAGAACCGUGCCAAAGAUAACCCGAAACAACGGAUUGAGGAUUUCAUGGAUGAGGAAGACAUCCGUGAAGCCGAGGAAGCAAAGACUGUCCAUACAAGCAAUGAGUUCGCGGGAUUCGGUACAACCGAUGCGGAACUCGCGCGCCGCGGGGGGUUGAUGGACCUCCUAAAGACCACCGGGGAAACCAUGGGGGUCAAACUUCUGAAGAAGAUGGGAUGGAGGGAGGGUCAAGGCGUCGGUCCCAAAGUGCGACGACGAGCCAAUCUAGGCGAAGGCACUGCCCCGGCUGGUGCAGAUGCUAACAAGACGUAUUUGUUCGCCCCGGAAAAUCCGCCAAUGGUGGCCUUCAUCCACAAGACCGAUCACAAAGGACUUGGGUUUCAAGGGGAAGCCCGCCUUGACGCUCGCGCGUUGACACGCGGUGGAUCUGACGCGGAAGACGAUGACUCCUUUUUCGGUAAACGACUCACAGCACCAGUAAAGUCCAAGCAGUCUAAAGCCAAAGAACCCCGUCGCGGAGGCUUUGGCGUGGGAGUACUUAAUGAUACCGGGUCAGAUGACGAAGAUCCAUAUUCCAUCGGGCCUCAAAUCUCUUACAACCGCGUUAUUGGAGGCGACAAGAAGAAAAAGAAACGGGCAAAGUCCAUCGAAGACACAAAACCGCUCCCAGUAUCGUCGAACCCUCUGGUUACCAACAAACCCAUUUACAUUCCCAAGAAGGUCCUCGCCGCCAAAAGCUCGAGUGGUUUCAAGAAAUGCCACGAUGGCCGUCUACCGCUUGAAGGGUUCCUGCUUAUCGACGGCAUCUCCAGCAUGACUAUAUCUGCCCAAGAAAAGAAGUAUGCGGCCCCUGAAAUACCUACUGGCUGGAAAUCUCAGAAAGCACCGACUCAAAAACAAGACGUACCGAACUAUGUGUCUACAUCAGAGGCAGCCAAAGCCUCAUCACUGGACCCAACUGCCCGAGCUGCACUGCUGGGCGAGGCGCAGCUGCCAGGAAAGUCUAUAUUUGACUGGUUGACCCCAGAAGGUCGGGAGAGGAUUGCCAAAUUGACAGGGAAGACGGACUUACCGCCGGCUUUAAGUGAAAAGGCGCCCAAGGGUUACGAGCUUUCCGAAGCGCAGAAGCGGAAGGACUUGUGGGACCUGGUGCCGAAACUAGAUAAGCAGGUAGCUGUCCAGGCUUUAACACGAGCGGCAAGUGGCUGGAUGCCAUAUUCGGAAGACCUGGAGAAGCGAAAACGCUAUCGAACAUUUCUCGAGGUCCGAGCUGGGCUUCGAGACAGUCUGCCUGAUCGGGCUCCUGGGUCUACUACGGAUGAAUGGGCCCUGGAACUGGACGAAUUCGCCCGCGCUGCGGAGGUCUUCAAGCCUAUGUCUGGAUUGAUGGCAUCACGUUUCACCUCAGCCUCAUCGGGCCCGAAAGAGUCGUCUGAUAAGCUAGAGCCAUCAUCGGCCGAUCCGCUUCUCAACAAGCCUACGGCGAAACCUGAAGACCCUGCAGUUGAGGCUGCCCGGAUCGGGAUGUUCGGGCCGAUGACUCGAAGCACCAUCUCGUUCUAUCCCACGCGCCUGCUAUGUAAGCGGUUUAAUGUCAAGCCCCCGGAUCACGUUCAGAUCGAUCCCGGAGAACCCACUGGACGCACGGAUGCCCCGUCAUCUGCCGGGCGCUUCCAGUCAGCUGGAUACCAGAAUGCUUCGGGACCCAAGGAAUUGGUAUCGCGGGAUGUCAUGAAUCAGCUUUUGAUCGACGCCGGUCGAGGUGGCACUCUCCUGCCUGGGGCAGGAAAUGCUUCUUCGGGACAGGAAGCGCCCGUGCUUCUUCGGGAGCCCGUAGUUAUCGAACCGGAGCGCAACGAAGCUCUGGAGGCGGAGCGGCCAGGAGAGGCGGUGUUCAAGGCUAUCUUCGGAAGUGAUGAUGAGGAUGAGGACGAGGAUGAGGAAUUGAGCUGAAUCUAUGUGUUGUAUACCACUAUUGUUUAUAGAAAGUUAAUUUGACCUCUGCCGU